AUGAACUCAGAAGCUGAGAACCCUGUGGUCUGGCGCAGACAAAACAGCUACAAUCUAAAGCAGAACAAGAGCGACAAUAAUAUUCCACCACAGCAGCUUAUACCACGGGCUAACCAGCAGCAGCAGCAGCAAGAACAGCAAUCUGACCUCAAUCUCGCAAACAUUCUACAUUAUUUACAAUCAGAAUGGAGGAGAUACGACCGUGAUCGGAACGAAUGGGAAAUAGAGAGAGCCGAAAUGAGAGCCAGGUUGGCACUUCUUGAGGGCGAGAAGAGAGCCUCCGAUAACGUCAAAUCUGAUCUCCUCAGACGCGUAAGAAUGCUAGAGUACGCUCUCAGGCAAGAGAGAGCAAAAUACAUCGCACUCUCACAACCACGCUCUACUUCUCCAAAAUCAGCCAACUCUGGCGAAUCUAUUAAUGAAAAGCCAGGCGUGUCUGCUAUACACCCAUCCAAAAAAGCCUCUUUGAAGGACAAUGAUGGUUCUGACAGCCAGAAGUCAGACGACAGUCAAACGCUAGCUAGCAGCAAUACACUUCUCAACAACCAUAACUCUAAUUUACCACAAUGGUUACGCUCUACUAAUCCAUCAAAAGACACCAAGACACGCGCUAAAAGUCGGCAGUAUUUACAACAAUGCCUUGAAGAAAUCACUUACCUUACCCAUCCUACAACUCUCAAUCCAUUGACUGCAAGACCACACAAGGAUGCUGAUGGUUUUCAAGUUGAGAAACUCCCACAGUCAGUUCCAAUGGAAUCCUCUUCACCUAGUAAUAGCAACGACAAUAACAAUGAUAAUAGUAAUAACCAACCCAUGGAGAAAUUAGAUGAACAACUUUCAAAUUCUCUAUCAGAUUCUGUUUCUAUUAAGGAAAGCCCUGCAGGUCCUAUCGUUUCACAACCAAUCAUUGAAACUCAAGAAUCUGUACAGGCUACACUUGCGCCACCAACUGGGCCAUCGUCACCACCUGCAGUGACUACCAAUGAUUUAAUAAGGAAGGAUGAAAAUGUUGAAGAGCAAACUGAACAAGUUGAUCAAAAUGUCGAGCAGCAACCUGAGCAAACCGUUCAAAAUGACAAAAACGAUCGAGAGCUGGAACAAAGAAUUCCAGAAAAUGAAAAUGAACAAGGACCGGAAGAUGAUCAAGAUGACCAAACAGUUAUUGACGAUUCUGACGAUCACGACCCCGAAAAUGAGUCUGAAACGACUUUUACACAGACUAAUGAAGAAAAGGAUACCAAUCAAUCUAUUGAGUUGAAAGAACAAACCGACAAUUUAGUACCACCUGAAAAUCCCUUAAAUGCUCAACUACCUGAAGAGCAAGUUAAACCAGAAGAAGAUAAACCAUCACAAUCUGCUAUCCAUUUGACUACCACUGUUGACGAUGAUAAUGAUAAUGAAAGUAUACGAUCAGCAACGUCUUCAAUGUCUUCGUCACAAGGUCUUUGGAAGUCCUGGAAGACCUUGAAGAGUCACAUUGAUCCAGUUAGAGCUGUCGUUUUCAAAGAUAUAAACCCUGAACAAGCAUUGAUGAUGACAGCCGGUGAUGAUACAGUUCUCAAAUAUUGGAAAAUACCGAAAGACACUAACUCAAUUGAGGAAAUCCAACCAAUCGUCAAUUUGAGAGGUCAUACUGCACCAAUUACGUCUAUAGCUGUGUCCAAAACGAAGAAUGUCGUAUAUACAUCAAGCAUAGACACAACUAUCCGUGAAUGGGAGAUAACAGAUCAAGAUGGUGAUUUACUCGAUUUAGACAAGCUCAUUGGAAAAGUGUACGAAGGUCAUACGAACGCUAUCUGGGGAUUGGCAUGCACGUCUACUGGAAAGUUGAUCAGUGCAGCAAGUGACUCUACCAUCAAAAUAUGGAAUGAGAAAACCGGUGAAUUAGAAAGGAGUAUUAAUGUCGAAAGACCUUGUUCAUCUGUCGACCUCUAUGAGGAGAAUGAUGAAAUGAAAUUAGUAGUAGGAUUAACUGAUAAAAGAGCGAUAAUGAUUGAUUUGAAUAAAUCUGAUGAAAAUUAUACAGAAUUUCUAGUAGAUGAUGCCCAAACUGAUAAUGACACAUCUGUACAAUUCAAUGAUCUGGUUAUAGAUGGUGAUAGAAUGUAUAGUGCUCAUGAAGAUGGUAAGAUUAGAUUAUGGUUAUUACCGGGAGGUCAACGAUUGGAGACACUCAUCGCGCAUCUCGACAGUUGCACUGCGAUUGCUUUUCAACCAAAUACUAGAAUAAUGGCUAGCGCAAGUCAUGAUUGCUCAAUACGCUUUUGGACAACAGACAAAUUCAGUCAAAUACACAGUCCAGGUGUUGCACACGCAGCUUGCGUGCAAGAAUGUGGUGGACAUAAGAAAGUUUUCAGUGAAGGUGUCAACCAAAUCGCAUUUACACUCGAUGGUGACCUCUUUGCAAGUGCAGGUGGAGAUGGUAAUGUUAAGUUGUAUUACAAAUAAGAGAUAUUUUCAUAUAUAAUAUAAUAUAGUAUAAUAUAUAUAUAUAUAUAUAUUGAUGAUAAAAAUACACAAAAGAGAAAAAUUUCAAGUGAUUUCCACAUGCAUAGAACAUACAACGUCAAUAAAUUUAGACGUCAGCGUGUGCUGGGAACUCAAAGACGACAUCCUUGCCUGCGAGACGCUUGUAGAUAGACUCGAAUGAGGUGAGCUUGUGCUCGAGGAUGUGUGAGUCCUUUGGAUCAAGGUAACACUUGAUCAACUUGCUACCGUCAGCAGAUUGACGAAGACGCUUACCAACGAUUUCAGAUGGGAAGACGAUAUCGUCGAGGAUAGCUGAGUGGACAGCAGUAAGAGUACGUGAGCGUGGUCUUUGUUGAGUUUGCUUGGUGUUACGGGUUGGCUUUGGAAGGAUACGACGUUGAGCAACGAAGACGACGUGUCUGUCAGAGAACUUCUUCUCUAACUCACGGGUCAAACGUUGUUGGACCUUGUGGAAAGCCUUGAGUUGUGGGACAGGGACGAAGACGACGAUGGCCUUCUUACCACCCUUGACAUCAACCUCACGGGCAGAUGAGAUGGUGAGUGGAGCAAGCUCAGCCUUGAGGUCUGGGACGUUGUUGCCCAAGUCAACAAGAGCUUGGCCGACAGCCAAUUCAAUUUCGUCUGGUUGUACGCGGGCUGCGUUUGCUGAGCGUUGAAUCUUGCUGGCCAUUGCUGCUAUUAUCCCUGGUGGUAGUACACACU
Messenger RNA from Wallemia mellicola CBS 633.66, 3192 nucleotides. RefSeq names its product WD40 repeat-like protein. NCBI's taxonomy places the organism in Eukaryota, Fungi, Basidiomycota, Wallemiomycetes, Wallemiales, Wallemiaceae. Bases 1 to 2448 code for a protein of 815 amino acids. The record is from RefSeq and is a predicted model, not a curated record. The transcript is spliced from 7 exons. Gene Ontology annotation, molecular function: protein binding.